This is a messenger RNA of Panicum virgatum (switchgrass), 1495 nucleotides long. RefSeq names its product damage-control phosphatase At2g17340-like. Bases 191 to 1288 code for a protein of 365 amino acids. The transcript has 12 exons. Gene Ontology annotation, cellular component: nucleus; cytosol. NCBI's taxonomy places the organism in Eukaryota, Viridiplantae, Streptophyta, Magnoliopsida, Poales, Poaceae. The record is from RefSeq and is a predicted model, not a curated record. Gene Ontology annotation, biological process: coenzyme A biosynthetic process. Gene Ontology annotation, molecular function: pantothenate kinase activity; ATP binding.
GCAUCUGUGGCGGGUGGAUGGGCGGCGCUUUCUUCUUCUUCCUCCACUGCUCCUCGCACCAAAAAAAUGUUCCAACCCGAUCAGAGGCAUCAAAAGAAUUUCUCAAAAGCAUCUUCGCCUCCAGCGGCCGCCGGAGGAUCCGAAGGAACCCAAACCGCGGACGAGGGGCGGCGCGACGGCUGUGGGCACCAUGGAGAGCUCGUCGCCGUCGGUGCCGUUCCCGCAGCUGCAGGCGCCGGUGGAGAGCACCUACCGCGCCUGCACCAUCCCCUACCGGUUCCCCUCCGACAACCCGCGCAAGGCCACGCCCGUCGAGAUCCAGUGGAUCGACCUCUUCCUCAAAUCCGUCCCGUCCUUCAAGCAGCGCGCGGAGAACGACCCCACCGUGCCCGACGCGCCGGCCAAGGCGGAGAAGUUCGCGCAGAGGUACACAGCAAUGCUUGAAGAGAUGAAGAAGAAUCCAGAGAGCCAUGGGGGACCACCAGACUGCAUACUUCUCUGUAGGCUUCGUGAGCUAGUACUUAGAGAGCUGGGGUUUAGGGAUAUCUUCAAGAAGGUUAAGGAUGAGGAGAAUGCCAAGGCUAUGUCACUGUUUGAGGGUGUUGUUCAGCGAAAUGAUGAAAUUGAAGAUGAUGGAAAAAGAGUUGAGAACUUGAUCCGGGGAAUCUUAGCUGGAAAUAUUUUUGAUCUAGGAUCUGCACAGCUUGCAGAAGUUUUUGCUAAAGAUGGCAUGUCGUUCUUGGCAAGUUGCCAAAAUCUUGUAUCUCGACCUUGGGUUAUUGAUGACCUUGAUGCAUUUAAGAGCAAAUGGGCCAAGAAAUCAUGGGAAAAGGCAGUUAUCUUUGUCGAUAACUCUGGUGCUGAUGUUAUCUUGGGAAUAUUACCAUUUGCGAGGGAGUUGCUCCGACGUGGUGCAAAGGUGAUACUUGCUGCUAAUGACAUGCCUUCGAUCAAUGACGUCACCUAUCCAGAACUGAUUGAGAUUAUAAACAAGCUCAAGGAUGCAGAUGGAAAGCUAGCAGGUGUGGAUGCAUCCAACCUGCUUGUUGCCAACUCUGGUAACGAUCUGCCUGUUAUUGAUUUGUCUAGUGUGUCACCAGAACUUGCCUUCAUGGCAAAUGAUGCUGAUCUGGUUGUCCUAGAAGGCAUGGGAAGAGCAAUCGAAACUAACCUAUAUGCACAAAUGAAAUGUGACUCGAUCAAGAUUGGAAUGGUUAAGCAUCCUGAAGUCGCCCAAUUUUUUGGAGGAAGACUUUAUGAUUGUGUCUUCAAGUUCAACGAGGCCUGAAUGCUGAGAUACCUCAGCUAACUCCUGUUGCUGUCGCAAUUGCAGUGCUGUAAUUUUCCUCGACAUCCGAAAUGCUUGUUUCUAUCUUCAGUAGAGAUAGCAAGUGAAAUAAAUCUGGCUUCAUGGAGGUGUCAUUACUCAGUUGUAUGAAUUGUUGCCCAAAAUGAAACUUCUGAACUUCAAGACGUAUUUGUUCCCGUUGGUCUA